Oryzias melastigma (Indian medaka) is the source of this 3144-nucleotide messenger RNA. RefSeq names its product insulin induced gene 1 (gene insig1). Gene Ontology annotation, biological process: SREBP-SCAP complex retention in endoplasmic reticulum; SREBP signaling pathway; cellular response to insulin stimulus. The transcript is spliced from 7 exons. Gene Ontology annotation, cellular component: endoplasmic reticulum; SREBP-SCAP-Insig complex. The record is from RefSeq and is a predicted model, not a curated record. NCBI's taxonomy places the organism in Eukaryota, Metazoa, Chordata, Actinopteri, Beloniformes, Adrianichthyidae. Bases 576 to 1331 code for a protein of 251 amino acids.
ACCCCAUUUCCCAAUGGCUGCCUAUAAAAGAGCACCUGUGAAUGGGAUUAGGGUUAGUGAGUAGAUGUUACGUCCUUUUGUAGCUACAGAAGAAGAAAUAUAUGUCAGCCUUGAAGGAUUAAAUCUGAGUUUUGUCUGAUGACUGAUUUUUACCUGUAAAGUAAAGAAACUCCUGAGAAGAACUUCUGGAGACUUCUCCUCCACUGGGAGCGUUUGCAUUUCAGCCGCAGCCUCCUGAUCUGAGCGUCUGCAGCCGGACGAGGGGGCGGUGGGGUGGCGUGACGUCAUAUCAGCCGCCGCGCUCUGAUUGGCUGCCUGGCUCUCACCCGACAGAGCCGUGAUUGUUUUCUGCAGAGGAAAAGCCUCCGAACGAGCGCCGUGCGCUGGAAUGAAGCAACCCUGUGUGUGUUUUGUUCCUGAAACGAUGAUGUGAGCAAACAACGUGAUCGCGGUCCUUGUCGUAGAGUGCGGGAAAACAAAAACAGGGCGAUAGUUUGAUCACUGGCCGAGGCGCCAACGAGCAGGACGGAAGUUUGGGUCACAGUCUGAAGAGAGAUCAAGUAAAAAAGUGCCAAAUGCCGAGACUGGAGGACCACUGCUGGAGCUGCUCUUGUUCUCCCAAGGCUGACGCUAAGCAUUCAUCUGGGGCUAGCUGGUUUGCAUCCAAGGCUGAGGAGAUGAUGUCCAUCAUAACCACGGUGCUCGGGAGCGCCUACGGGUCUCUGCACGACGUCCGGACCGCCAACCUGAUCCGACGGGGUCUGGUCCUCUUCACAGUCGGGGUCUUCCUGGCUCUGGUGCUCAAUUUACUGCAGAUACAAAGAAAUGUCACCCUGUUUCCCGAGGAGGUGAUGACAACGUUGUUUUCCUCAGCCUGGUGGAUCCCACCUUGCUGCGGGACAGGAGCAGCUGUUAUCGGCCUGCUGUACCCCUGCCUCGACAGUCAUCUGGGAGAGCCCCACAAGUUCAAGAGGGAGUGGGCCAGCGUCAUGAGAUGCAUCGCCGUCUUUGUAGGAAUCAACCACGCCAGUGUUAAGUUAGACUUUGCCAACAACGUGCAGCUCUCCCUAACCCUGGCCGCUCUCUCCUUGGGUCUGUGGUGGACGUUCGACCGCUCCCGGAGUGGCUUUGGUCUGGGCAUCACCACCGCCUUCCUCGCUACCGUCAUCACACAACUGCUGGUCUACAACGGCGUUUACCAGUACACGUCUCCAGACUUCCUGUAUGUGCGCUCGUGGCUGCCGUGUAUAUUCUUCUCAGGCGGUGUUACUGUGGGGAACAUAGGACGCCAACUUGCCAUGGGUGGUACUGAGAAGCCCCACAUGGACUGAACCCUAAUCUGCACUAAAGCAGAAAUGUGGACAGAUGAUUGACGGGCAGCCAAAGUGGAGAUGGAGGAGUUCUACGAGGAACAACAGGAGAAAAAGGACUCAUCAUGUUGACUCCCUCUUUUGUUGACAGAGUGCAGGUCAAAACGCCCCUCAUAAAACGUGCCAUGGUCCUCUGCAGCAACAAGCCUCUCCCUCCCAUUAGCAUCGCCGCUUCCUUCACACCAAACGGGAGUUUUGCCUUUCGUGUCUGACGUGGACGCUGGACUGGAGGUCCGAGCGGGGAAGUGAACGACUGACUUGAACAGCUGACGUAGGAUUAUAAAAGGGAAAAUGCUGUUUGAAGAGGCACGAGGAUGUCCUCGAACAGAAACAGUCGGUGCGCUCCAAACUCUCCUAAAGCAAACGUCGGGGUGAGAAUGGACGGUUCUGACUUGUGGGGUUUUUUGGGAAAUCGUUUGCUUUCUAGUUUCAAAAACUUCAGUAUUUGUGAGAAACUGAAAAACAAUCUUCCACUCUGAGCAGAUUAUUUGUCUUUUAAGCACAAAACAACAAAAACUGCUUAUUUAGCAGCACUAAUGAAGCCAAAUGUGCAGCUCAGGUUCAAACUGUUGCUGUUUUUGUUUCAGAUGACUUUAGUCAACAUCAUUUCAAUUUUUAAAAGUGGAAAAAGUUCUUUCAUUUAGACAAAAUAAAGACUCUAGUUUGGCUAUCUGUUAAUAUUUGCAUUUUUUUUUAUUUUAUUGGAUUUUUUUUCUUUAAGAUCUAUUGUUGAUUCUCACAAAUGACGCUGUUCUGUUCACAGAAAUGAGGCUGUUAUUGGUUAGAAAAGAAAAAUAAAGCCAAUGAUUUCCCAGAAUCCUCCUUUUUUGACGGAUGAUGAAUGAAUAGAAACAGGGGAAAAAAAUAAGAAGUGCCAGUGACGUCGCUACCAACCUGCCCUGUGUGUCGAGUGAAACAAAGAGCAUAACUGUUGGAUGUUUGGAGUAUUUAAGUUCCUCAAUGGAUGUAUUUAGUUUUUGUUUCAUGUCUUGUGUUUGGGUUAGUUUCAAGCACAAGAACUUUAAAGGAAAUCUCAAAAAAUGUCUUUUUUUGAAGAAAAAUCCAGCAAGUUUUCCUUUUUACGAUCAGAAAGUCUUCUUUUUCUUGCCUGAUCGCUCAAAUUGACCUUUUUUUCACAGCGUGUUCGAUCCUUUUUGAAAAAAAAACUGCAGAUUAUGAAAUGGGAGGACAGGACGUCAGAUAUUUAAGAUUUGCAAUCUGUGAUUGCCUGUGUAUUAUAUAGAAUGUAGUGCUUUUGUCACUAUUAUGGUUUAGGUUUGUCGUAUUUUCGAGACACUUCACUGCUUGGCUGUUUUGUCCUCAGACAGGUAUUCGUUCCACGUUAGACCAACAGUAUGUUAGCUUUGAGGGAUUUAGAAGAUAAAGUGCAAUCACACACUAUUUAUUUUUCUUCUGACAAAACGCUUAAAAUAAAUAAAUGUUUGUGUGCGUUUGAAUUCAGGAAACAGCAAUAACGUGUUAGUGUUUUUGUCAGAUUUUAUGCCUUUGAAAUCAAACCAAUGAGAGAUGAGAUGAAAAUAAAGUUUUGAGGAUCGAUCCUGAUGAAUUUCUUUAAAUAGUUUUUGUGGCAGAACACUUCAGGACACAUUCAGGGGUGCAAAACAGACAAGGAAGCUUUAUGUUCGUUUUUUUCUUUGCUGAUGAUACACCUUUUGUUUUGACAUUGUAGUUUAAGUGUUUGAUAUUUCUGCUGUGUAUCUUUUUUGCUACCAUGGAUUUAAGUGAAAAAUUAAAAAAAACUUCUAAACAAGGA